GGUGUUGUCAGAGAGAGAGAGAGAGAGAGAGACGGAGAGAGAGACGGCGAGCCGUGAACUGUACGGCGAACUGUUGGGAACUGACUAACGGAGAGAAUCCUGCCGGAGGCUGAUCGCGUCGCUGUAGACUCUCCCUCCUCGUUUUAUGAAAAAGGACAACAACUUUUCGCCGCUCCAAAGAGCUUCAGGGUGUUGAUGAUGGCAGUGUGGAUCCAGGCCCAGCAGCUUCAGGGAGAUGCUCUUCACCAGAUGCAGUCCCUGUAUGGCCAGCACUUCCCCAUUGAAGUGCGACAUUAUCUGUCCCAGUGGAUAGAGAGCCAGCUCUGGGAUGCCAUAGACCUGGAGAACCCGCAGGAGGAGUUCAAGGCGAAACGUUUGCUGGACAGCUUGAUACAAGAGUUGCAAAACAAGGCUGAGCACCAGGUUGGAGAGGAUGGCUUCCUACUUAAAAUCAAACUGGGUCACUACGCUAAUCAACUCAAGAGCACGUAUGACCGCUGUCCUCUGGAGCUCGUCCGGUGUAUCAAACACAUCCUCUACACAGAGCAGAGGCUCAUCAGAGAGGCUACAAAUUCAAGCUCUCCCGUGGGCGGCAUGAUGGACAGCAUGUCUCAGAAAUACCAACAGAUCAACCAGGCCUUUGAGGAGCUUCGCCUGCUCACCCAAGACACUGAGAAUGACCUGCGCAAGCUCCAGCACAACCAGGAGUACUUUAUCAUCCAGUACCAGGAAAGCCUUCGCAUCCAGGCUCAGCUGUCCAGCCUUGCCACUCUGCCCCCUUCUGACCGGCAGCUACGGGAGCCCGCCCUCCUCAGCAAGAGAGCUACUGUGGAUGCAUGGCUGACAAGAGAAGCCAACACACUACAGAAAUACCGCCUGGACCUGGCAGAGAAGCACCAGAAAACACUGCAGCUGUUGCGAAAGCAGCAGACCAUCAUUCUGGAUGACGAGUUGAUCCAGUGGAAGAGACGGCAACAGCUGGCAGGCAACGGGGGCCCACCCGAGGGGGGCUUGGACAUCCUUCAGUCCUGGUGUGAGAAGCUGGCUGAGACGAUUUGGCAGAACAGACAGCAGAUUCGGCGGGCGGAGCACCUGAGGCAGCAGCUGCCCAUUCCUGGACCUAUCGAAGAGCUGCUCAACGAACUCAACAGCACUAUUACAGAUAUCAUCUCAGCUUUGGUCACCAGCACCUUCAUCAUCGAGAAGCAGCCACCCCAGGUUCUGAAGACCCAAACCAAGUUUGCCGCCACAGUACGCCUCCUAGUGGGAGGAAAGUUAAACGUCCACAUGAACCCUCCACAGGUCAAAGCCACCAUAAUUAGUGAGCAGCAAGCCAAGGCCCUGCUGAAAAAUGAAAACACACGGAACGAGAGCAGCGGGGAAAUUCUUAACAAUAACUGCGUGAUGGAGUACCACCAGACUACAGGCACUCUCAGCGCCCACUUCAGGAAUAUGUCUUUAAAAAGGAUCAAACGGUCGGACAGACGCGGCGCAGAGUCGGUCACAGAAGAGAAGUUCACCAUUCUCUUUGAGUCCCAGUUUAGCGUUGGAAGCAAUGAACUCGUCUUUCAAGUUAAGACGUUAUCCCUUCCUGUUGUGGUGAUAGUUCAUGGUAGCCAAGACAAUAACGCCACAGCCACGGUGUUGUGGGACAACGCGUUUGCAGAGGCAGGUCGAGUGCCUUUCCUCGUGCCAGAUAAGGUACUGUGGCCUCAGCUUUGUGAAGCCAUCAACAUGAAGUACAAGGCAGAGGUGCAGAGCAACAGAGGGCUAUCUGAGGAGAACCUGGUCUUCCUGGCUCAAAAAGCUUUCAGCAGCUCCAGCAACAAUCCUGACGACUACCGGAGCAUGACGAUGACCUGGUCACAGUUUAACAGGGAAAGCUUGCCAGGAAGGAACUUCACAUUUUGGCAGUGGUUUGAUGGUGUUAUGGAACUGACAAAGAAGCAUCUCAAACCUCACUGGAAUGAUGGAGCCAUCCUGGGCUUUGUGAACAAGCAGCAGGCUCAGGAUAUGCUGAUGUCCAAACCCAAUGGCACCUUUCUUCUGCGCUUCAGUGACUCUGAGAUUGGAGGCAUAACAAUUGCGUGGGUGGCGGAAAAUCCCAACAAAGCAGGUGAGCGAAUGGUUUGGAAUCUGAUGCCCUACACAACUAAAGACUUCUCCAUUCGCUCCCUGGCCGACCGAAUUAGCGAUCUCAAUCACCUCCUGUUCCUCUAUCCCGACAGACCCAAGGACGAGGUGUUCUCCAAAUAUUACACGCCACCCCUCUCCAAAGCAGUGGAUGGUUACGUAAAACCACAAAUCAAACAAGUAGUGCCUGACUUCGCCACAGCUAAUCCAGACCCGGUCGGUGGAAAUCCAACGUAUAUGGAUCAAGGCGCCUCUCCAGCACCUGUUAAUCACUCACACACUUACAGCAUGUACCCAGCCAUGGCCGACCCCGUGCUGGAUGGAGACGGAGACUUUGACCUGGAUGACACCAUGGAUGUGGCGAGGCAUGUGGAGGAGCUCCUGCGCAGGCCCGUAGAGAGUCAGUGGGGUGGCCAGCAGUCCUGACCCUUGUCCUGUUGACCUGCAAAGCAACCAAACAAGCCCUGCCCUGUUUCUUGCCCCGACUCUUGUUAACAUGGUUUAAUUCCAUUCAUCUCUCUCUUUUUCUCUCUCCCCCCUCCACCGCUAUAUUGUAAAAUUGUUAAUAAUGGCCGUUUGUUUCCUUUUCCCUCCCGUGUAAGAACAUGCAUGUCAGUGAUUUCGUAUCGUUUAUUUGUGUCCAUAAGUGUAAAACAGACUAGAUUAAACCAACCUACGAUGUUACAGUGUUGUGGAAAAAAACAAAGGAAGGAAUAUAGUCCAUGGAAAUCGUGCAUGCGUUUUCAAUUGAUCUGAAAUUCAUUUUGAAAAAUGUGCUACUGUAUGAUGCUAUUUCAGAAGCUGAAUGUCUUUUUGUUUUUUUUUAUUUUAUAUCACCUGCUUUGUAAAUCCGUUAUCGUUCCGCUCGUGUCACUGAUCCUGCCCUGUUCGUCAACAGAGAAACUCUGAAGAGUUUUGCCUUCGCUCUUAAAGAAAUGAUCCAUUGCCUGUCAGUUAUUCAAAUGUAUAUACACUAACCUAAGGCGGAGCGGCUCCCUUCGCCCUCUGCGCCAGACUGCACGCACAUCAGAACACGGUACUCGCUCGCAAGCUUAAGAUUUAUUUGUGCGCGAUUUGUUCACCAGCUGCAAAGGAUCGGAGCUCACGCACCUCCCUUGCUCUCACAGGGCUAUCUGUCUUCUCUUUAUACACGGAAAGGCAAAUCUAAGCAUUUACCUAGCGCCGCAAGCUUGUCCUCUCAGGUCCCACCGCUCCCCUCGUCGAUGCUACCUCGCAUUGGUCUCCUGACAGUCGUUUUCGUAUCGGUUCCUUCACUAUUUCUGCACUACCCCGUCUCCAGUAGGUACAGUCUGUAAAUUUUGUUCUAGUAGUCUCCUUGGAUGUGUGUGAAGAAGAUCCCUCGCUGCACGGGGCUAACUGUCGGCAGUUUUUUUUUUUUUUUUUUUUUUAUGCUUGAAACUACUCUCGUGAAGAUGUCCGGAGUCAUGAAGUGUCUUACCUCUCGGUAAUAAUUGCCUAAAUAUUCUGCGUUUUCGGUGUCCUCCCGCGUUUAUCUGUGCAGCUGCAUCACGACUCUGUGGGCAUGUGCAUGUCUCUUUUGUGACAACUUGAUCAAGCAAGCGGCAAAUGUUGCAAAGCAUAAAUGAAGUUUUUAAAGGUUUGCAAAAGACUGAAACAUCUGCUGCCAUAUUCAUCCUGCAGGAUGUCACUUUGUUUCCUAGUUUGACUUUCGUCCUUGGGUUUCAGACUAACCAUUGUUGUGCAUCUCCCCCCCCUCCCCUGUUUGUUCCACCUAGAUCAUAAUUAAGACAGUGUUGCAACCUCAGGAAUAAAUUGUUGCAGAACCAGUGUUUAAGCCAAACAGAAAACACUGUAUACAAAAUAUAAUGAAUUUAUUUUAUAUAUUAUAUUGUUUCUGUGGCACUCCACAGUUGAAUGUAACCACUUUAGAUCACCCUGAGGAUUUACACAGAGUUUGUACAAAAUUAUGUAUAACCAGAAGUACUCACUUAAAAAAACAAAACAACACAGAGCAACUGGCAGUCCGAUAUGUGUAUUUUUUAUUUCGUGAUCAAUAUAUUUAAAAAUGACCCUGAUUUCAAUUAUUUUUAUUUUACUCGUCUUUUAAAAUAAAAUAAAAUAAAAAGAAAGAAAUCUUAAGCCACAGUUGAUUUAUUUUUUUGUUGACAGAACACCAUUGCCAUUUUUUUUCCGAUCAUUUUUAAGAUUUGUUUCACUGUAGACCUUUUUUUUUUUUUUAAUGAGAUAGAAGGUGCUGUGUGUUGUUUGAUGUAUAUGUACCAUGUUUGUUGUUUGAGUUUAUCACUUGGAGACUGUUCGAAGAGCCACAGCUGUUGAGUUGAGAAGAAUAAAAUAAAGUUUUAUAAAUAAAG
This is a messenger RNA of Fundulus heteroclitus (mummichog), 4487 nucleotides long. RefSeq names its product signal transducer and activator of transcription 5a (gene stat5a). NCBI's taxonomy places the organism in Eukaryota, Metazoa, Chordata, Actinopteri, Cyprinodontiformes, Fundulidae. Gene Ontology annotation, molecular function: RNA polymerase II cis-regulatory region sequence-specific DNA binding; DNA-binding transcription factor activity, RNA polymerase II-specific. Gene Ontology annotation, biological process: growth hormone receptor signaling pathway via JAK-STAT; cytokine-mediated signaling pathway; defense response. The coding region runs from base 196 to 2559 and encodes 787 amino acids. The transcript is spliced from 19 exons. The record is from RefSeq and is a predicted model, not a curated record.